Mercenaria mercenaria is the source of this 1263-nucleotide messenger RNA. RefSeq lists its product as uncharacterized. Gene Ontology annotation, molecular function: RNA ligase (ATP) activity. Gene Ontology annotation, biological process: response to reactive oxygen species. Lineage: Eukaryota; Metazoa; Mollusca; Bivalvia; Venerida; Veneridae. The transcript is spliced from 7 exons. The record is from RefSeq and is a predicted model, not a curated record. The coding region runs from base 27 to 1103 and encodes 358 amino acids.
AUUUCAGUUGACUGGCAUUGAGUAAAAUGGAAGCUCUUGGAUCAGUCCAGCAGAAAGUGUCUUGUGUGUUUGAGACAACAGUGUUGAAUGAGCAGUCAACUAAACGGGAAAAUCAGUUUUACAAGGUUGUUGCAUCAGAGAGGAUCAAACAGAAGGCUAUAGAUAAUGAUAUUCAUACAGCUCUAGUCACUGAGAAACUGGAUGGAACCUGUGUCUAUAUUUCACAGUUUGAAGGCAAACCAUGGCUUUGGGCAAGAUAUGACAGAAAACCAACAAAAGGGGCUGAGAAAAGGUUCAAGAAAUUUCAACACCAGAAACAGAAACAACAGGGGUCAGAUGACAGGUCGAACAAAGCUAGUCAGUUUCAGUGGGACAUGGAUAAAGACUUUAAGGAAACACCGGAAUACUGGAUCCCAGCUUCAGGAGUUGAGAUCGUAGCUGGAUCUCCUGUACCAGAUGAUAUAGGUCACACUCCAGGCUGGGUACCAGUUAGUCCAUCAUCAAGACAACAAUGCUGGCACCUGUCAGCAGUAGAUCUGAACCUUGGUCUGGCCCUUGUACUAAGGGAGAUAGAUGACAGUGAUGAACUGUGUAUAGAUUGUCUACACAUGUCAGAACUAGAGGGACACACAGCAGAACUUAUUGGGACCAAUAUAAAUGGAAAUCCAUAUGGGAUUGGUAGUAAGAAGUUCCCAAUCCAUUUCUUGGUAAUACACGGGUCACUUAGGAUCAGAACUCGACCAGAAAUCCAGAUGGAGGCGAUUAAAAUGUGGUUUCAAAAUGAGGGUCAAGUUGAAGGACUUGUUUGGCACUGUGCCAAUGGUACACUGUUUAAGCUUCAUCGCAACCAUGUUGCAUUACCAUGGCCAGUAGAAUCACCAACCUUGACCAGACAGCGUGUAUCAGUUGCCGUGGAUACCACAAAUUACGAGUUAGACAACAAUGACAGUUUGAUAGCACAGUUUGGAAAAGUGUACGGUCAUACAUGUGAAUCAGUGAAAGACUUGAAAAAUUUAUUUAUGUCAGAGGAACAUGUCUCAACUGGAGUCGGUCCUCAGGAACAGAUUGGUUUCCAGACAAAAAUUAAUGUUACCAUGUCUUAGCAAAGGGAAUAUAUCUUGUAAUAUGUUUUGUAUUGUUAUAUCUUAUUGUUGUCAAGGUUGAUACUAAACAGGCCUUGCAUUUUUCAGGACUGGUCUAGUUUUCAGGCUCUUUGGCAGACAGAAUUUCCCUAUAUAAUUCAAUAAAAAGAAAAGAAAAUUU